Molecule: messenger RNA, 775 nt
Organism: Zophobas morio
Lineage: Eukaryota; Metazoa; Arthropoda; Insecta; Coleoptera; Tenebrionidae
Exons: 3
Coding region: 75-578 (167 amino acids)
Source: RefSeq, a predicted model, not a curated record
CAUUACUUAAGGAUCGUCCCACUGCGUCGCACUAAAAAAGUAGUUUUGACUCUAAGACUGAACAAACAAAGAUAAUGAACCUUCACUGCUUAAAAAUUUGUUUUUUCCUUUUAUUAACAAUCGGUAUCAUCGUAAGCCAAGAUCAGUGCUACAAAAAUGCCUACUACUUCAUCGCUGCUAGUUCUGCUCCCCAUCUUGCCUUGGAUGCAAGCAAUCCAUUAAAUGUUAAAUUACAACAACUCAAUGACGUAAACGGGUUUCAAAUAUUUGAAUUUCGAUGUAGUACCAGAAUAGGGACUUACAAGAUCAUCAAUACAAUGACUGGGUUUUUCCUUACGGCCGAAAAUGUUGACGCAUACCAUCAUAAAGUCACUAUAACUGCAAAUGCUUCAUCCCCGUAUCAAGACUGGAUAUUUAAUUCGAGAGGAGAUAUUUUUAACGUAGCACUUUUUGGGGCUUUGGGUGCUGAAGAUGAAAAGGUUUCUCCUGGUGUUAAUUUAGAAGUAAGAGUCAAUGUAACUACUCUAGGUUUGUUUCAAAUAUUUACACUGACACCUGUUCCAUUACCUUAUGAAUGAAAUCGUAAUUCAUUAAUGAAGUACUUGUAUUUUAAAAUAACAUUUAAGUUAAGCUGCUUUAGAUACUGUCAAUAAAAGUUUUGUUGCAGUUAGGUAAAGUUUAGUGUAAAACCCUGGGCAUGCUAUCAUAUUUUGCACCAGAAAAUCUAUACCUGUCAUUUUAUUAUAGUAUGAAAAUAGAUAUAUAAUCUGUUCUA